CACAAUAAGUAUCUAAGACCGUUCGAGGAGACGCUUUGUGGCGCUAUAAAAUCGAUAAUGACAUCACUCUCAAAGCAGCGUGACGUCAUUAUUCGCGCAAUUUUUCGCUAUCAUUUUCGAGUGCAACCAGAAAGAACAAACCAAUUGCGUCAAAAGUCAAAUAAAGACAAUUUAUUAAACUGUGAGAAACUGUAUUCACAAUGGCUCAACCACUUAGUCAAAUAUCUGAAAAUGUCGAAAUUCAUCUUUUAGAUGAAAACGACGUGACAUACACAAUAAAAGUAUCGCCAAAUGAUGCAGCGCGUGCAGAAAAUGAUACGAUAUUUGCUACUUAUCUUCUAAAAAGAGCAAAAUCACAAGAUUCAGAUUUUGAUGCAGCAAGUCUUUCAAUGGAGUCUUCCAAUUCUGAGGAUAAUAAUGAAUCAAUGUUUAAAUGGUCUCAUGCGGCAAUUCUAUUGCUGGUAGAAAAGUAUCGGCUGCAAGAAAAUAACAUUGUAUCGGGUAAAAUGUCCCAGAAAAAAGUAUGGAAUAAUAUUGCAUCAGCAUUAUCUGUUAAAGGCUAUAAUGUCACUGGACCUCAAUGUCUUUCAAAAUUUCACGGAAUGAAACGAACUUAUAAAUCUAUAAAAGAUCACAAUAGCAAAUCAGGGAAUAAUCUUAGAACAUGGCCUUAUAUGGAAGUCAUAAUAUAAAAGAAAAUUUAAAAAUUUUAUUUUUAAAAUAUAUAUAAUAAUAAUAUAUAUAAUUAACAGUGGAAAUGUGCAACAAAAAGUAAGACUGAAUAAAAUUUACUUUGUUACUUUUUGUUUAUUGUAUAAGUUGUGUAAUAAGUUGUAUAAUAAACUAUCUAUACAGUCUCUCAA
Molecule: messenger RNA, 863 nt
Organism: Harpegnathos saltator (Jerdon's jumping ant)
Lineage: Eukaryota; Metazoa; Arthropoda; Insecta; Hymenoptera; Formicidae
Exons: 3
Coding region: 201-692 (163 amino acids)
Source: RefSeq, a predicted model, not a curated record